CAACAUUUAUUGGGCACCUAGGAUGUUCUAGACACAGUGCUAAGUAUUGGGGAUACGAAAAGAAACAAAAAACAGUUCCUGUUCUCGAGGAGCUUACAAUCAAUGGGGGAUGGGGAACAACAUGCAAAUACAUACAAAAUAGGCUACAUACAGAUAAAAGGGAAAAAAGUAGAGGAAAGACAGCCAAAUUAAGGGGGUUGUUUAGUGAAUUUAGAUAUCUUAACCACUUCCUUAGGGAGAGACAACGCAUUCAGUAUGAGAAUGUUUGGGACAUGGCCAAUGUUUGGUAUUUGUUUCGCUUGACUAGUCAUAGUCGUCACGAGAGUUUAGUGUUUUAUUUUUGUUUUUUUUUCCCAAGUGCCGAGGAUGGGUUGGGACUGAGAGAAAACAUAUUUUUGUUCAUUGAAAGAAUAAAAAAUGUAAUCUGGUGCAGCUGCAAAUCUUCUCAGGCUGAAGUUCCCUGGAACCCAUAAGAGACUCUAGGGCCAAUCAGGUGACGUAAGAAAUGAAGAGAUUUCCUCCGCCUCAACUGAGGAUGGAUCCCUGGUGAGGACGCCUCCGACACGCCUCUAUUCCUCCGCACCCGAGGCGGCGCUGUGUCACAGGAGCCCCGGCAAGUAGCGGCGUCUCAGGCUGGUGCUGAACUGGACUCCCGGGAUGCACCGCGUGCACCCGGCUACAGCUGCCGGUUGCAAGGGGAGAUCAGCUGGGACCGGGCUGGGGCCGGAGCCCUGGUGCUCAAGCACCAGGGGCAGCCCAGCUCGGGGCCCGCCCUCCGGGGGCUCAGAGUGGCCCGGGGACGAGCUCGGCUCCCCCGCUCCGGCCCCUGGCUCGGCGCCCUCCCCAUUGUCGGACCCUUCUCCUGCCGGACGUCCUGGGACGGGCCGCUGGCAGAGCGGGGCGGGAGGAAGAGAGAGGAGGGGACGGGCUAGAGUCGGACUCCCUGGAGCCGUCCGAGUCUCAGCCUUCCCGGGGCCCCGGCUCCACACCGAGGGCCAUGGCCGCGGCGGCGCCGACUUCGGUCCCAGUGAAGUUUGAUGAUGUGGCCAUAUAUUUCUCACAGCAAGAGUGGGAUAUUCUUGACGAUUGGCAGAAAGAUCUUUACAAGCAUGUGAUGAGGGCCAAUUAUUCAACCCUGGUUUCAUUAGAUUAUACCAUUCCCAAACCAGAUUUGAUAUUUCGGAUUGAAUUAGGAGAAGUAUUAUUUGUCGGGAAUUGGGGAAAUUUGGAACAAACAGAAAUAGGAGUCAGCCUGAGUGCUUAUGAGCAUUUCAACUUGAAGAUCACUGAAAAGCACCUAUUUAGGGGGAACCAUGGAGCUAUAAGAACAAAAAAGGAAGGAGGUGAUUUAGAUGGUUCUCAAAAGCAGUGCUCUGAUAAAAGGAAAGAGAUUUCUUCCAAGUCAAAUCAAAAAGGCACUGUGGAAUAUCUAUGCCUCCAAGACAUGCAGACUCCAAUUCCAAAAUUAGAGGACUCUACCCAGAGUGACAGAAGCGACAGCCACAAAACCUUCAGCUCACCCAAUCACCAGGAAUCCUACUCAGGACAAAAAAUUUGCUCCUAUCCUGCCUUAGGGAAAAACGUCCAGGCAAAAGGACUUCAAGUGAAACACCAUAGCAACCACACAAAGAACAAUCUGUGCACAUGUUCAAAAUGCAAAGAAAAAGUGAGAAAACAGUCUGGCUUACAUUUGCAUUAUGGGAAGAAGUGCUUCCAGUCUAAUGAAUGUGAGAAGAACUUUAGCUACAAUGUGAAUCGGCAUUAUCGCCAGUUCAUACCUGUAGGGAAAAAGCUAUUCCAGUGUUCCGAAUGUGAUAGGAGCUUUCGAUGGGAGGCUGGUUUAAAAUCCCACCAGAGCCUACACAGUGGAAAUGGACAAUUUUCCUGUAAUACAUGUGGCAAGGUUUUCAUUCGGAAAGCUAGGUUUAUCACCCAUAUCAAAUUACACACAAGUGAGAAUCCUUUUCAUUGCCCAGUGUGUGGCAAGAGAUUCUUUAAGAGGAAGUACCUCCUCAGACACCAGCAGCUCCAUUCAGGAAAAAGGCCUUUCCAGUGCCCUGAGUGUGGUAAGACUUUCUGUCGAAAAUCCUACAUGAAGGCCCACCAGCGCUUACACAGCACAGAGAGGCCGUUUGCCUGCACACAGUGUGAAAAGGACUUCACUCACCAGUAUAAACUCACUGAACAUAUGCGGGUACAUAGUGGGGAAAAGCCUUUCCAGUGCCCUGAGUGUGAUAAGAGCUUUAGCCGAAAGUCCCACAUGAAGGCCCAUCGACGCUUACACAGUCGGGACUGGCCUUUUUCUUGUAGAGAGUGUGGCAAAGGCUUCACCCAGCGGUAUAGACUCACCAGACAUAUGAGGGUGCAUAGCGGAGAGAAGCCCUUCCAGUGCACAGAAUGUGGCAAGAGCUUCCGACAGAAGGCAAGCCUUCUUCAUCACCAGCUCAUGCAUAUGGGAGACAUUGCCUUUCUCUUUAAGUGCCCGGAGUGCAAUAAGAGCUUCCACCAGAAGAAAAGUCUGCUCAACCAUCAACUCAUGCACACAGGUGAGAGACCCUUUCAGUGUCCCAAAUGUGAUAAGAGAUUCCGCCUCAAGGGCAACAUGAAGGCCCACCAGCGCCUGCACAGCGGCAUCAGACCGUUCUCCUGCGCAGUGUGUGGCAAGGGCUUCACUCAUAAGUCCAAGCUGACCAGCCACACCAAGGUACACACUGAGGAGAAGCCUUUUCAGUGCCCUCAGUGUAAUAAGAGCUUCUGCCACAAGAGGAGCCUGAUUAAUCACCAGUUGGUACACACAGGGGAGAGACCCUACCAUUGCCCUGACUGUAACAAGAGCUUCUCUUCUAAGGCCUAUGUAAAGGCCCACCAGCGAAUACAUAAGGGAGAGAAGCCAUUUUCCUGUAGUGAGUGUGGCAAGAACUUCACCAAUCAGUUUAGGCUCACAGAACACAUCCGAGUGCACACUGGGGAGAAGCCCUUCCAGUGCCCUGAGUGUGACAAGAGCUUCCGUCAGAAGAGGAGCCUCAUCAACCAUCAGCUUGUUCACACAGGUGAGAGACCCUUCCAGUGCCCUGAAUGUAAUAAAAGCUUCCGCUGGAAGGCUGGCAUGAAGGCCCACCAGCGUCUGCAUAGGGGCGAGAGGCCAUUUCAGUGCCCUGACUGUGACAAGAGCUUCUCUUUGAAGGCCUAUCUGAAGGCCCACCAGCGAAUACAUAAGAGGGAGAAACCAUUUUCCUGUAGUGAAUGUGGCAAGAACUUUGCUGAUCAGUUUAGGCUCACAGAGCACAUCCGAGUGCACACUGGGGAGAAGCCCUUCCAGUGCCCUGAGUGUGACAAGAGCUUCCGUCAGAAGAGGAGCCUGACAAACCACCAGCUUGUACACACAAGUGAAAAACCCUUCCAGUGCCCCGAGUGCAACAAGAGCUUUCGGUGGAAAGCUGGAAUGAAGGCCCAUCAACGUUUACACAAGGGCGAAAGAGUGUUUUCCUGCAGUGAAUGUGACAAGUGUUUUUCUAAGCAAUCUAAACUUGAUGAGCAUAUCCAAAUUCACAAUGGAGACGAACCCUUCUAGUAUUCUAAAUGUGACAAGCUUCCAGUAACAAAAAAGCAAAAAAGGUGCCUCAAUAACCAUUUGGCUUGCCAGUGCCUAGCUAAUAGUGAGACACCCUUCUGCAAGCAGGGGAGGCAGAGGCUGCUCCCAGCAGUCUGAAUGCAUCCCCUACGUGGACUUAGCCACCACGGUCAUAUAACUUGGCAGCACUUUGGACCAAUAACAGGGUCACUGGAGCUAAGACAGAAUUGACAACAUCAAGGAUGUCCUUGAGCUUCCAGAGUAUAAAAUGUUCUUUCUUCCUCCUCAAAUUUCCUAAAGCACUUUGUCUAAAUCUCUCCAUAGCCUCUGUUACACUCUCUUUCAUGUAUCCUACUUAUCUAUGUGCAUGGGAUCUCAAUUCCCCCUUUUUAAUUGCUCCCCUCUCUCCCAAAAUGUAAGCAACUUGAGGGCAAGGACUGUUAUUUUUUAAUCUUUGUAUCCCCAGCAUCUAACACAGUACCUUACACACAGUAGGCACUUAAUGAUUGUUUCUUGAAUUUAAUUAAAUUGGCAGAACUGUGGGCUAUCUGAGAAACCACAGUAGCCAAUAGACUAGCCUAGAAGGUGGAAAUCCAGAACUGAGGGCUUUUGUUAUGCAAAGAUGAUAGUCCACCUAGUAAACUUUGAAACUUCAUAAUUGUAGUCAUGCUUCCUCUUCUUUGCUGGAAAAAGUCAUUUGGUCCCAUAAUCUAAUUCCUGCUUCUUUCACAGUACCACUAAGAAGCUUCUUUACCAAAUAGUGAGAGCACCUUGAGACUGGAACCCAUGUGGGAAAUUAAAAAAAAAAAACAAACAAAAACUGGCAAGGAUGGAAUCCUUCCCCUGAAAUCUGGAGAAUAGAGAUAAUAGCUAGCUAUUUUUUCUGUUACUCCUGCACUCUCUCCUCAGGUGUACAACUUCUGUUGGAAGUAGUGAUAUUGUCCACAAACCACAGGAUGUGUACGUUCAAAUUAAGAGCUACUUAGGUAAUUCUAAUGUUAUAACUCUAUUUGCUAAAGUAACAACUCUAAUGCUAAAGACUCUCAGAGUUUUAUACCGAAGCAAAGCAUAUUUAAAGGAUGGCUUAGAUCAGUUACUGUUCUGUAACCUCUUGUUCAGAUAUAGCAGGCUGUGAAUUGAUGCACAGUUUAAUAAGUCAUGCCUCUUCCAGGACUUAAUUCCUGAUUCCUGGGGGCACCGUAGUUAAUUUUUUAAAAAAUGCAUGGUAGGCAGUCAGAACCACUCCCUGAGUUGACUCAGUGCCCCUGACACAAGAUUGUACAAAUGUGGCAGGAUAUAAACUAUUGGCAGUUCCUUUAGAUAUAUGGGAUAGUCUUGAGCUGGUCCUUAAAGGGAGGCAGGGGUUAGAAGAAGCUGGUGACAUGUGAUACCCCUAUCUUUUCUUGGAGAGAACUGUAAUCCAAGAGAAGCUAAUUCCUGGUAAACAAUAACUUAAACCUGGUAAACAAAGCUUCAACAUAGAAAUGAGCAUGUGUCCAUUAUAAGAAUAGUUAAUGAAGUCAGUUCAAUAAUGCAACUAUAUUCCACUAUCCUAGUCCUUGAUUGCAUUAGACUUAAGUCUAAGAGUGUAUAAUUAGGCCAUUGGAAGACACAUAAAUAGGUAAGGUUCUUGUAGGCAUUGUGAUUAUGUCAUCAAAGACAUCAAACUAUAUAAAGUCCAAGACCUGGGUGCAAAACCAAGUUUUUCUUACUGGGUUAAAGUCUACAUUUCACUUGUCUGAGCUAGAGCUAGUAGGGAUACACUUAGAACCAUUUCCUUAUUAUCUUUUGAUCCUAUCUUUAAUGCUAAUAUCUGCUGGUGGAGGCCUUGGCUUAUAUACUGGAAUCAACCACUGGGGAUCUUUCUAAAUAUGUUCACAGUCCCUUUUGUAACCUCUUAAAUUGAUGCUUUUUGGGUUUUUUUGAUAGUACCACAACCAUUACCAAAAUAUCUCUUCAUCCCUUAGAAUCCUGCCUUGUAACAAAAAUGGUUAAGCAAAAACAACUGUGUUUGGCAGUAUAUGCAGCAUUCUUAUCCCGUAGCUCCUCACCUUUUCUGAGAACGUGUUUUGUCAUCUGUUCUUAGGAACAGAAUUGGUCCACUGUAACCUUGAGUUCUGCCUGUUAGUGUUACUUUCAUUUGCCUUGUUGUAGUCAUUGUGUAUAUUGUGCUAAUGUUGCCUAUUUUGUUCUGUCAGUUUGUAUAAGUCUGUACUUUUUGUCUUUUACAGUGCAACAGUAUUCCAUUACAUUCCUGUGCAAUAA
This is a messenger RNA of Antechinus flavipes (yellow-footed antechinus), 5836 nucleotides long. RefSeq names its product zinc finger protein 84-like. The record is from RefSeq and is a predicted model, not a curated record. Gene Ontology annotation, biological process: regulation of transcription by RNA polymerase II. The transcript is spliced from 4 exons. Lineage: Eukaryota; Metazoa; Chordata; Mammalia; Dasyuromorphia; Dasyuridae. The coding region runs from base 998 to 3571 and encodes 857 amino acids. Gene Ontology annotation, cellular component: nucleus. Gene Ontology annotation, molecular function: RNA polymerase II transcription regulatory region sequence-specific DNA binding; DNA-binding transcription factor activity, RNA polymerase II-specific.